Helobdella robusta is the source of this 522-nucleotide messenger RNA. RefSeq lists its product as hypothetical. The record is from RefSeq and is a predicted model, not a curated record. The transcript has 3 exons. The coding region runs from base 1 to 522 and encodes 173 amino acids. NCBI's taxonomy places the organism in Eukaryota, Metazoa, Annelida, Clitellata, Rhynchobdellida, Glossiphoniidae.
AUGAAAACAUCUUACGGAUCCGAUGUUACGUUGGAUGAAAAAUGUGCCGAUGAAAAAUAUACUUUCAGGCGAAUUCACGUGCAAGACAUCAUAGUUACUGACGAUACGAUACUGGACAAAUACAAAGGCAAAAUAAAACUGAAUAAACUUGGAAACGGUCUUACCGUGGUUAAUUUCACUACCUCAGAUGAAGGAUUGUACAUGUGGCACUGCGACUUUGACGGCAAGAAUUAUUGCAUCCUAAUAACUAUUUAUAAUAAAGAAACGCUGCAAACUUCAAACUGGUUCAGCAUGUUGGGAGUUAACAUCAUAAUUGCCAUGUGCGGUCUCAUAAUCUUCCUCAUCUUUGCCCUCGCCAUCAUGGUGAAUAAAAUGAAGAGAGAUGGACAUGAAAGAAAAGAGGACGGGUCAACCUGCGAGAAAACCGCCGAAGCAAACCAGCAGAACGUUGGCGAUUACUUGACCAGCCACGUCGUUAGCGAUGAUUUCUACAGCCACCUUCUCAUAAAAAUUCCUGAAUAA